AAUCCAUGUACAAUACGAGGGGAGGGAGUCGCAUGGCCAUCAAAGUGCAAAAGGAGUGGUGUACCUGGAAAAUGCAGUUUCUGUAAAAAGGCCAUUCACGGUAAAUCAAGGCAUCUGGUCAUUUAUCACUGAGAGCAAAACAGGAACUCAGUCAGCUUCACAGUUGGAGGAAGGACGUACAAGCUUCCCUUGAUCAAGUUCUCUCUCACCGAAAGAUGUCGACUACCACCGCUGAGAGUGUAAGAAGCGGAACCAAAACCUCCAAAGCGUCAAAUGAUUACAAAAAGCCCACUGCAGCUGCCCUGAAAGGAGCCAUCCAGCUGGGCAUCGGUUACGCUGUGGGAAACCUCAGCUCUAAACCAGACAGAGAUGUUCUCAUGCAGGACUUCUCUGUUGUGGAAAGUGUUUUCCUGCCAAGUGAGGGCAGCAAUCUGACUCCAGCCCAUCACUUCCCAGAUUUCCGUCUGAAAACAUACGCACCACUGGCUUUUCGCUACUUCAGAGAGCUGUUUGGCAUCAAACCAGAUGAUUAUCUGUACUCUAUGUGUAAUGAGCCUCUGAUCGAGCUGUCCAACCCCGGGGCCAGCAGUUCCUGGUUCUACCUCACCAGCGAUGAUGAGUUCAUCAUUAAGACGGUGCAGCAUAAAGAGGCUGAGUUCCUGCAGAAGCUGCUUCCUGGUUACUACAUGAAUCUGAAUCAGAACCCAAGGACUUUGCUGCCCAAGUUUUACGGCCUGUACUGCAUCCAGUGUGGCGGCGUCACUGUCCGUGUGGUGGUGAUGAACAACGUGCUGCCGCGUGCCAUCAAGAUGCACUACAAGUACGACUUGAAGGGUUCCUCGUACAAACGCCGUGCCUCACGCAAGGAGCAUGCCAAGCCCUCACCCACGUUCAAAGACCUGGACUUCCAGGAGAUGCAUGAGGGCCUGCACUUCGACCCGGACACCUACAAUGCCCUGAUGAAGACCCUGCAGAGGGACUGUCGGGUACUGGAGAGCUUUAAAAUCAUGGACUACAGUCUCCUGUUGGGGAUUCACAUUUUGGACCGGAAGCCGCUGGACAGAGGAAACCGAUGUGACAGCAGGAAAGGACAGAAAGUCCUCUACUCCACUGCCCGCGAAUCCAUCCAGGGGAACGUGAAGGACCCCAAACCGGUGGCUGAUGACGACACAUUGGGUGGAAUUCCUGCUAAACAUAAAGAUGAGAACCUUCUAAUCUUUUUAGGAAUUAUCGACAUCCUUCAGUCCUACAGGUUCAUUAAGAAGAUGGAACACUCCUGGAAAGCGCUUGUUCAUGAUGGGGACACAGUGUCAGUUCACAGGCCCGGUUUUUACGCAGACAGAUUUCUCAAAUUCAUGGGCUCGACUGUAUUUAAAAAGUUUCAUCCUUUAAGAGGAGCAUCUUCAAAGAGGAAGAAGAAUUCCUUCUAUGCAGUAAAGUCAGCAUCCCAGGAGUUUCUGUCCCCACAGAAGAAGGACGAGAAGAAGGCUCAAAGCCUGGACAACUUGGAUGGAACCUUUUACAGUUCCUCCAAGCAACCAGAUCUUCUGCCAAGAUCUGCUGUUUUUUCCCAGUCCACCAGAAAUGAUGAAGAGGACCUUGAAACCAGUGAAGACCGGCGAGCCUCCAGUUCAACAAUUGCUCUCGAUGAUCCCCUGCUGUCUCUCAGCAGGAGCCAGUCAGACUCUGAACUGGAUGUCUACUUGCGUCACACAGCCUCACCCAGGCGACCCAGCUGGAGUUGAUCAGUCGUUUGUGUCCCAGCAUCCAUAAACUUGAGGAAAAAUAAGUGAUGGCUCCACUCCAGCCACCUGUACUUUUCACCUUUGACCUUCCUGUCCAAUGGUGUCGAGACAUCAGGAAGUUCACGAUGUGAAAAAACUACAAGCAGUAACAUUUUCACGUCAGUUUCUCCACUGUCAGCCUCUGUGACUUUCCUUUUGAGUCAAAGUUAAUGUGCCAUACCACUGGUUCUUUUGUAGAAUCCCAUGUUAACACGUAGAGAUACAGUCUGCGCGCGUGUUAAGAUCACUGAACCACUGUGUUAAUAUAUAAAACACUAUGAAGCUAUGUCGUCUCCUGUUAUUGUACACUUUGCUGCUAAGUUAACAACAGCGCUAACAAAAAAUUGAGUUUCAGUUUGACCCCUCCUCUUGGAUGUCAGAUUUUCUGUGCAAAUGUUCAAAUUUCUCAGCCGCUGAUUCUGGUUUAAGGAAUCUGAAUCAAAAAUUACAGUUCAUCUGUUGAGACAAAUAACUAUAAAUACUGUGUGUUAUACCCUGAUGAACAUUAUGUAUAACUGAUUUUAAAAUCUCAAUUUGCACAAAACAAGUUAUGAAUAUAUUUGCUGUACUAUAAUUAAUUUAUUCUGUAUCUGUGUAUUUUCUUUUUCAAACAUGCAGAAUCUGCUGCCACCGUGACAAAAAGCAAUUGCUCAGUUUCUUGCAAUAACAAGAUGGUUUUCAUUUACAGAUUUUUCUUGUUAUGUUCACCAACACUUUUCAGUCAUUGAUUUUUCAUGCAUUUCACAUUUCUUUAGAAAAUGUACAUUUCAUCUAUACUUUAUUAAACUAGUGCCUGUUAUCAAUUGUUUUGAAUCCUAGAGGUAAACAAUGAGCAGACUGUAUGUCAACUGUCUUCUUUUGGUCCACAUGCCUUAAAAUGUUAAAAAUAAUCUGUGCUUUUAUGUGAUUUAUAGGCCUAAAACUGUAUUAUAGCAACACUUUGAACUUGCGUCUGUGAAAUAAAUUAAUAUUUAAUAAAUGGGA
This is a messenger RNA of Micropterus dolomieu (smallmouth bass), 2768 nucleotides long. RefSeq names its product phosphatidylinositol-4-phosphate 5-kinase, type I, beta a (gene pip5k1ba). Bases 216 to 1745 code for a protein of 509 amino acids. Gene Ontology annotation, molecular function: phosphatidylinositol kinase activity. Gene Ontology annotation, biological process: phosphatidylinositol metabolic process. Lineage: Eukaryota; Metazoa; Chordata; Actinopteri; Centrarchiformes; Centrarchidae. The transcript is spliced from 15 exons. The record is from RefSeq and is a predicted model, not a curated record.